Ictalurus furcatus (blue catfish) is the source of this 2449-nucleotide messenger RNA. Its product is annotated as eotaxin. NCBI's taxonomy places the organism in Eukaryota, Metazoa, Chordata, Actinopteri, Siluriformes, Ictaluridae. Gene Ontology annotation, biological process: cellular response to type II interferon; monocyte chemotaxis; positive regulation of ERK1 and ERK2 cascade. Gene Ontology annotation, molecular function: CCR chemokine receptor binding; chemokine activity. The record is from RefSeq and is a predicted model, not a curated record. Bases 1723 to 2190 code for a protein of 155 amino acids. Gene Ontology annotation, cellular component: extracellular region. The transcript is spliced from 3 exons.
GUGACAAAUGUGACGUGACAAAAGAAUGACUCAGAUCAGGAGGUGAGGUGAGGUGAACUAACAGACUGCAUCGCCUGAAGACCUAAAGCUAAGCUAUUAAUUAAUCAUUUCCGUUUCUCAUAAUUCGGCCUCGGUUGCAUUAGCCAAUAGUUUAUUUUAAAGUUUAUUAAGUAGUAGAUGUGUUGGGGAAUUUAACAUGUAACAUUUUAAUUAUAUUCUGUUGAAAUGACCAAAAUGACUCGGAAAAAGAUUCAUUCAUUUUGCUGAACAAGAUUGAAAGAUCUGCGUCAGUAAAAUGAUCCGAACUUCCCAUCACUACAGCCAACCUGGAAGUCAGCAUCACUAUGGUUCCCUCGACAAAAAGCCAAUAUGAUUUUUCCAUUGGUUUUUGGAUUAUUGCAGAAAAUAAGCUCUGUGACCAACAAAAGUUUAUGAUUCUUACACGUUUUGUUCAUCAAGAUAAUCUUCACACAUGAACACAACUUCUAUGAAUUUUGAAGCCUCAAUAGAAUUGCCAGAAGUAUAAUGCUAAAGUUAGGCUAGAAAUGAACUACACCACGGUCGCAUGACUUCAACGUCACCACCACUAAGCUUCCAACAACUCUUUCAAUCCUUAUAAAAAAUUAAAAACACUACAAUUGGAAAAUACUAUAAAUUGAUAAAUCUACAAGUGUGAAAUUUUGAGUUGGAAUAGUUUGAAUUUUCCUGUUCGCCAUGAUGACGUUUAAUGUCCCCGACAACCUCUGCAGUCCCGUUUAGCCACUUGUUAGCAACCGAAUUUUUCAAGACAUGUUAAAGCUUAACAAAAUCACGAGUGGGGUAUUACUGAUGUAUUUUGUGUAGUAAAGUGAAACGUGUACAUGUCUUGAGCUUGGGUUAACCACAGACCUUAUUUCAGGCAUUUAUCCAAAAACCCAUUCAAGAAACCCACUGACUUUGUGACGAUGGAACCGGAAUGCUAAAAUGCUAACUCAUUUCCGGGGUUUUAGGACUCAUUUUUACAGCACUCUAUGAGAGGAAGAUUUUUUCUUUACAAUGCUGAAUUCAAAAUCUGUCUAAUUUGUCAAAAACAAAUAUAAAAACAAAUCUCUCAAUCUCCAAAUUUAGAGUGGAUGUGCGUAUUUCACAUGGUGGCUCUUACCAUAAUAAUAAUAAUAUAAAAAAGUAGGUCUCGUCAUAGAAGUGUGAGCACCCCUGCAGCCAAUUUGUUGAUUAGCUCUUUGAGUGAAGCAGCCAGUUAUUUAGUACCUCAACUCACACAAGCAACGACUCAGGCCUGCAGCACUUUAUUUCUGAACUGUUUAUUCAAGUUUAAGGGUUUAUUCAGCUUAUUAAUAGUAACAUUCUGAAUUGAUAACACCAUCUGAGUUGAUGAAACAUCGCUGCUGAUGAUAUUUCUUUUAUGACUGCUUGAAAGUGUUUGGUUUGAAAUUGCUUAAGAGUGCAGUUGUUUAACUUGUUUUACAAUUCUUUAAUUGUACUAGAAGGGUAACUUAAUUUCAUGUCAUUUUACUUUAUUUUGUUAAUUAAAUACAAUCCAGGUUUAUAUUUUUUAUAAUUAAUGUGUAAGUUUUGGUUUUAUUUGAUAAUGAGGUAAGAAAGAAGCCGGUAUUCAGAUUAAAGCGUUUAUGAUGUGAGCAGCUGAUAAUAUUCAGGGAUAAAUAAUUUAGAGAGAUCUGACCUAAAAUAGGAUCCAGGGGUAAGAAGCCCAUCAUGUGAAAAAUGUUCAAUAAAGUUUUCAAAUAUUUGAAUAGGAUUCGCAUAGAAGUAAUGUUAAGGAAAAAGAACAGAGCAAGGAUGUUAUACUGUAGCAGGAAGCCCAGUACUGAGAAAAAGGAGAAAAUUUCCCUCACAUACAGAUCUCUGUGUGAAAUCAGACUUUCUGCUAGAAUGAGGAACCUGACGGCUCUGCUGUUUCUGCUGUCGCUCUGCUCUCUUCAUCUGGUGUCUAGCUUUCCCACCAGUUUCAACCACAUGACUAGCUGCUGUUCAAAUACAAGUACAGUGAAGAUCCCUCUAAAGAACAUUGUGACCUACUGGUGGACCAGGAACAACUGCCCCAUAAAGGCCAUUGUCUUUGAGACUCUAAAUAAUAAACAGCGCUGUGUGGAUCCAACAGCUGUUUGGGUCAACCAUCACAUGAAAGCAGUGGAUCUUAGAAACAGCACCACUGUAACAGCAAAACCCUGAAUCUCAGCGUUAGAUGGGUUUUCAACACCGAAGACCAACCUAAUAUAUAGAACAAAUUUUGAUAUUACUCAUACAAUAGACAUUACAGCAUAUUCUCACCUCUGAGUCUCAGUGUGACAGCACCGCCUGGUGUUUUUAAGAUUUCAGUAUUACUGUCUGUUCCGUAUUCAUGUUUGUAUCCAGUUAAUGAAUCUGUAAAAUGAAAUGAAUGGUGUUAUGCACAUGUAACAUAUAACUAGUAAAAUUGUGCAGAAUUUUU